Molecule: messenger RNA, 567 nt
Organism: Microthlaspi erraticum
Lineage: Eukaryota; Viridiplantae; Streptophyta; Magnoliopsida; Brassicales; Brassicaceae
Source: the annotation of a GenBank genome assembly
AUGGCUUUGUCUCUGGGCAGCAGAAUCGGAUCAUCCGUCUUAAUACGACGGCGUUUUCCGGUCGUCGGCGCGUUUUGUGUACUAAGCUUGAGUUUUUCAAGUCUCUCCUUCUCUUCUAUUUCGUCGUCUUCAUUCAAAUCGGGUUGUGCCCAAUCGUCCUUCUCUGUUGCCCCUCUCUUAAGGUCUAAGUUUAGCAAUAAGGCUUCGUCAUCUGGUGGAACGAUCAAAAUGGAAGAGAGCAGCAAAACUGUGCCCAGCAUUGUUGUCUAUGUCACUGUUCCCAACAGAGAAGCAGGAAAGAAGUUGGCUAAUAGCAUAGUCCAAGAGAAGCUUGCGGCGUGUGUGAACAUUGUGCCAGGUGUUGAAUCGGUGUACGAGUGGGAGGGGAAGGUUCAGAGUGAUUCCGAGGAGCUUCUGAUAAUCAAAACGAGGCAAUCUCUUCUAGAGUCUCUAACCGAGCACGUCAAUGCAAAUCACGAAUACGAUGUGCCAGAAGUAAUUGCAUUGCCUAUAACUGGUGGGAGUGACAAGUAUCUAGAAUGGUUGAAAAACAGUACAAGGAACUGA